AUAUUUUGUCUGGGAAGUUUGUAAAGCAAUAAUAUUUGUGUCCUAGUGUACACCCAAAUAAGUAAUUGUAUUUAAUAUUUCUAAAGAAAUUAGAUAUGAUGAGCUAGAAAUCAAGAUAUUACAGUAUGACGACGGGAAGUAGUAAUUCGGAAGCGUCGGACAAUACUGAGCUUCCGGACGAGCUCGUCUGCAUAUUUAAGUCGCUUGCCAGCAACGACAAAAUAAUUUUUAAGUCCCAACAAAUCGACGAUCCAGAACUAAUGCCAGCGCAAAAACAAGAAAUAGCCCACAACGCCUUCAAGAGGAACCGGAAAAACUUUCUUAUUCGUUUUGGCCAGUACCUAAACGAAAGCCAAAUUGAUGAUUUCUUGGCAGUUGGAUUGCAGUCAUCAGAGGCUUUUCAGCCAACGGAGGAUUUCGAUGACAUGUGCUUGCUGCUGGAGGAUUUUAGACGUAAACUGCAGACGCGGAGCAUCUGCGUGAAAAACCGACGGUAUGUGGCAAUGAGGCAGUUGCUGGACCAGGGCGAGUAUUUCAGUGAGCACGAGAUGAUGCAGCGUGCACCCGAGCUGUAUGAUGAACUUGUUGGCCAGUAUAUGACGGAGGAGGAGAAGAAAGAGCGAGACAGCUACGAUGUGCGUAGCACCACUUUUUCUGGCAUACUUAUGCACACGCUGGAGCAGAAACAGCGUGACGAGCUGCUGGAACAAGUUAGGGAAGAAACAGCGCCACAAACAUCUGAGCCAGCAACAACGAAUCCAGAGUUCGAGGUACCAGCAGAAUGCCGCAAACAGUGGGGUGGAUUCGAUAAUGACGAGCCAGUUGCCUGUUCCACGAGUCGCGCCACAACAAUGAAUUCUAUAAAUAAUAGUGCAAAGCCUGCUUGUUACUAUCCUGGUGAGCGCGAAUUGCUCCGACAUGAAUUCAUGAGCAUCAUGAAGGAGCGUUUUAUUAGCGGCGACGACAAAGACUUCGACUAUACAGCAGUGGACGAGAAUGCGUUGCUGGAUGAUUUAAAGCAAAUCGAACAAGAUGAGGAGGAUGCCUACUUCGAGGCAAGCGACAAUGAAGAAGCUACUGAGUCGGCGAAGCCUGUCCACAGCAGCGAAGACAGCGAGGAUGAGCUGGAAGUCUAUAUGAGGCAUCUUCAUAAUCAUCACAGUCUACAACAUUAGUUUUAGUUUAGCUUUAUUCGUAGCAUAAAUUUUUGCUCUAUAACAAAUAGAAGCCGCCCCUCAACAA
Scaptodrosophila lebanonensis is the source of this 1242-nucleotide messenger RNA. RefSeq names its product coiled-coil domain-containing protein 97. NCBI's taxonomy places the organism in Eukaryota, Metazoa, Arthropoda, Insecta, Diptera, Drosophilidae. The record is from RefSeq and is a predicted model, not a curated record. Bases 126 to 1175 code for a protein of 349 amino acids. The transcript has a single exon.